This is a messenger RNA of Nelumbo nucifera (sacred lotus), 735 nucleotides long. RefSeq lists its product as uncharacterized. NCBI's taxonomy places the organism in Eukaryota, Viridiplantae, Streptophyta, Magnoliopsida, Proteales, Nelumbonaceae. The record is from RefSeq and is a predicted model, not a curated record. Gene Ontology annotation, molecular function: nucleic acid binding; RNA-DNA hybrid ribonuclease activity.
AUGGACUUUGGGCAAUUCAGGGAGUUGGGUGAGUGGUUGUCGAUGCUAUGGAAAAAUAAUGACAAAUCCAUAUUCAGCUUUGGGGCCGUCUUAAUGUGGAAUGGUUGGAAGGCCAAAUGUAAGUCCCUUAUGUGUGGGGAUCCUUUUAUUCCUGAAAGUAUUAUCAAUAGAGCUUCGGCCCAGUUCGUUGAAAUUGCCAACCCAGAGGAAACUGAACAUACAGUGACUACGGGUCCGGUCUCAAAUCUACCCACCUCCUGGAUGCCUCCUUCAACAACCCAGAUUAAAAUUAAUUUUGACGGAGCAUCCAAUGACUUACAAUCAGGCAUUGGUGUUGUCUUUCGAAAUCAUAAAGGAGAGUUUUACUUGGGCCGGGUUGUUAACGUACCUCGUAAUCACCCAGAAGUUCUGGAAGCUAUGGCAGUUAGGGAGGGUUUAUUGCUGGCUGUUAACGAAGGAAUUAGGCUGAUCUGGAUUGAAGGAGAUGCUCAACAAAUUGUUAAGUUCCUGUUGGACCAAUCUCUAGAGGUCCCUUGGAGGUUGCAUCAUGUUUUGGCUGAUUGCAGGAAGUUGCGGCUUGAGUUUGAUCAGUUCCAUAUCUCCUUUAUUCAUCCUACGGGUAAUUCUGUUGCUCAUUGUAUGGCAAAACAUGCUUGUACUAUUUCUAGACCAAAUACCUGGUAUGUUUUUCCACCGUUUCUUUUACCUGUACUAUUGAAAGAUUUAACUCAAUGA